AUGGCAUCUCAAGUCCCACCUUCGAAGAAUCCAACGCCUUUAGCCGAUCGCCCACUACCUCCUUCAGCGGCUUUGUCAGAACCAGCGGAUUACAAGAAUACGUUUAGAAGUCGAAUGGCAGCUUCCAAGUACGCAGACCCAUGUGAAGCAGCUUCGAAAGCAUCAUUAGCAUGUUUGGAAAGGACGCAUUACAAUCGAGAUGAGUGUCUAGAUUUCUUCGCAGCGUAUAGGGAAUGUAAAGGUAAAUGGAUCGCGCAACGUAAAGAAGAUGCGAGAAAAGGGCGGGAUACUGUGUGA
Messenger RNA from Kwoniella botswanensis, 297 nucleotides. RefSeq lists its product as uncharacterized. Gene Ontology annotation, cellular component: mitochondrion. Gene Ontology annotation, biological process: mitochondrial respiratory chain complex assembly. Lineage: Eukaryota; Fungi; Basidiomycota; Tremellomycetes; Tremellales; Cryptococcaceae. The coding region runs from base 1 to 297 and encodes 98 amino acids. The record is from RefSeq and is a predicted model, not a curated record. The transcript is spliced from 5 exons.